Molecule: messenger RNA, 948 nt
Organism: Mesorhabditis spiculigera
Lineage: Eukaryota; Metazoa; Nematoda; Chromadorea; Rhabditida; Rhabditidae
Source: the annotation of a GenBank genome assembly
AUGGGCGCCGAUGAUCUGGACGUGAAGGGUAUCGUGACGCGUAUGCUGCAGGUCGGCACGCCCGACAAGGGGAUGACGAAGACGAUCAAGGAGGAGGAGCUCAUCAAUUUGUGCACGCACACGAAAGAUCUGUUCAUGUCCCAAUCCCCGUUCGUCGAGAUCGACCCUCCGGUCCGGAUUUGCGGCGAUACCCACGGACAGUACGGCGAUUUGCUCAGAAUUUUUAACAAGGGCGGCUUCCCGCCGACGUCGAAUUACUUGUUCCUGGGUGAUUACGUCGAUCGGGGCAAGCAGAACCUGGAGGUGAUCACGCUGCUGUUCUCCUACAAGAUCCUCUACCCGAAAAACUUCUUCCUGCUGCGCGGCAACCACGAGACGGCCACCGUCAACCGGGUCUACGGCUUCUUCGAGGAGUGCCAACGGCGCUACAACUCCACCAAGCUCUGGCAGGCCUACCAGGACGCGUUCGACUGCAUGCCCCUCUCUGGACUUGUCGGUGACGCCAUCCUGUGUAUGCAUGGCGGCCUGUCGCCGAUGCUCACCAACCUCGACCAGUUGCGCAAGAUCAAACGACCCACCAACGCCGGCCAACCCUCAAUCGAGCUCGACCUCCUGUGGGCCGACCCGGCGCUCGGGCUCUCCGGUUUCCAGCCGAACAUGCGCGGCACGUCCGUCUGGUUCGGCGCCGACGUCGUCAAGGAGAAGUGCAAGGAGCUGGGCGUGGAUUUGAUCGCACGUGCCCACCAAGUCGUGCAGGAUGGGUACGAGUUUUUCGCCGACCGGAAGCUGGUGACCGUCUUCUCGGCACCGCACUAUUGUGGACAGUUCGACAACGCGGCCGCUGUGAUGAUGGUCAAGGAGGGAUUGGAGUGCUCUUUCGAAGUGUUCCGCCCGACAAUCGGCAAAGCAGCCCCCAAGAUCAUCCCGACGACAAUCCCGGAAGAGCAC